UCGGCGUUGGGGUGAACGCGUCUUUGCCAAAGCUGAUAGCCGGCGGAAGACGCAACAGAGCUCGGGCGGAGGGCGACAGGAGAGGCGAUGGACAACCUGGGGUUGAUGUGGGAGAUCAUGGGGCCGGGGAUAGCUGGCGCCGUGUUCGGCGCAGGGUGGUGGUUCUGGGUUGACGCCGUCGUCUGCAGCGCCGUCAAGAUCUCGUUCCUACAUUACCUCCCCGGAAUUUUUGCGUCGCUUGCGGCUCUCAUGUUCAACUGCGUCGACAAGAAUGAGAUCGGCUACGAUUACUACUCACCUUAUGGAGAGACCGAAUGGAGGGUGAAGCUCUGGCUUUUUGUGGCAUAUGUUGUGUCAUUUGUUUCUUUAGCGGGGGCAGUAGGCCUGCUUGUUCAAGAUGCUCUCACAGAGAAGAGCCCCUCGGUGUGGACUGGAGUUGCUGGUGUUUUGCAGUGUGUGUUUGUUUUGAUAAGUGGGCUGAUAUAUUGGACUUGUCAUUCCGAAGAUUAAGUGGUAAGAUCAAGAAGAAUGUUUGUGCUCAGGUCUGCAAUAACAUGGAUUUUUCUGUGGGAAGCCCUCCUUUCAUGAGUAAUUAAUGUAGAAUAUACAGUCAAAUGGUUUACGUAGAAGUACUUUGCAUCUAAAGAGUUUGAUUGUUUGCAUACGUGUGUAUGUGUAAUUGGAUCUCUAUAUGUUACAAGCUAACUUGCAAUUUGAAAUGCUGCAAGUGUUGCCCUUCGAUUA
Molecule: messenger RNA, 744 nt
Organism: Musa acuminata AAA Group (dessert banana)
Lineage: Eukaryota; Viridiplantae; Streptophyta; Magnoliopsida; Zingiberales; Musaceae
Exons: 4
Coding region: 88-510 (140 amino acids)
Biological process (GO): protein targeting to vacuole; late endosome to vacuole transport via multivesicular body sorting pathway
Source: RefSeq, a predicted model, not a curated record